AGUGAGGCUAUGAGGUAGAGGGAGAGGGAGGGGGAUUUAUAUAGUAAGAGUGUGGCAGAGAGAGAUAGGGGGAGGAACGAAGAGCUGAUACGUGGAGCAGUACCCUUCUCCAUCAGGCAGCAUACGGCAGCCCUGCAGUGGACUGAGAGACUAUAUGAAUGAGGGAACGAGGUAAAGAGCCAGAAAGAGAGCAGAAGAGAGAGCAAGCUUGAGGGAUUUGUCUGAAUGGGAAGGGGGAUGAGCAUCAAGACUGCCUGUUGUGGAUGCGGGAAGGACGCGGUUGAGGCUGCUUUCUGGACUCGUGAGUAUCCAGCAUCAGGACGUUAUGUCCUGUGAGGGAAGCGGUGAGGGGAGCGUGUGAGCCGAGAGCAGCUGCUUUGUGACAGUGCAUGCAUCAGACAGGGGAUGCAGCAAACCUCUGCCCUGAGCACAGGAGCUAGCUGUACCCACAGUGGGGGAGAGCCAGGUGGGGUGGAGGGGGCUUAUCGCACAGGGAGGAGGCAGGCUGAACCAAGGUGGUCCUGUGGAGAUCUCAGCCAAGAGUCAAGAGGCUCACCUGUGCUCUGUUAGAGCUGAGCUUGGAUUUACUGGUGUGAGAUAUGAUAAGAACUUUCUCUGAAUGAGCCAGCCUCCAGAGGGGAGUCUAUAUGUUGGGAAGCAUCAGGUUUACCACCAGGAUCACUGGGGACACCAAGGACAUAGAGCCUCAGGCUAGCAGGCAUGCCGGCGGCUGGAGCUUUAUCAAGCGGCUAGUGAUUGGAUUCUGAUUAUAUUUCAGGAGUUUUUCAUCAACAGUUGGAAGCCAAAGGAGAAACCUGAAUUUUGGUGUAUGAGAUUGGACUCUCAUUCUGUUUGUGGAGUAAGACCAAAAUCCUAGAGAGAAUCCCAUGAUCCAGAUUACACGAAUAGCCUUACCUUAUCACGGUUCUACCGUCAGAGCUCUCAGACAGGUUGUCCAAUAAAGCCAUGGGACAGAGACAGAGGUGACCAAAUGCUACAAAGUGUACUCUGUGGAGCUGUAACUUACUGUGGUUUACCAUACCCUUGUGGAAUACUAUCUCAAAAAGGAUGAUGCUGGUGAUGGUUUAACCAGGUUUAAAGACAGAAUGUGUAAUAUGAUAUCCAGUAAUACUGUAUCAUCUUUGUGUGGUCUGGAAAAUUAUUUUGUUUAGUGCUCCGUAUUACAGUGUGCUGGAAAUGAAACAUUUUGAGGCAUUGGCAAUUUCCAUGUCAGUAAUUAACAAAACAUUUUGAUAGAAGAUGCCAGAUUGGCUCAAUCAAUUGAAAGUGGUGAUCAGUAUUCAAAGGAUCUACAUAUCCACCUCUACCUCCACCCUUGCCUGACAUUGACACUCACAGUAACAACAGUGGGUGUACAGUAUACCACGGUGGGCAGGCUCCACCACUAUAUCUCUAGUGUAAGAAUAGCCGGGCCCCCUCCUGCCCUGUGGGAGCCGCCCUCCCCCAACCUGGACCCUGUCUCCUCUGCCCUGCUGGUGCUCCUGCACUCGGCUGUGCUGGCCGAGGAUGAUGUGGCAAUGUCAUGUCUCGUCCUCGGAGUGCCGCUGCUACCGGCUGAACGGCUUCUCCCUGCUGAAGCGCUUCCCUCUCUCGGCAGAUGGGGCCUGCAGCAAAGCCCUGGACCAGCCUGUGGGAGAGUGGCUGGAGCAUGUGGGGCUGCCGCAAUACGAGAGCAAGCUGCUGCUUAAUGGCUUUGACGACCUACGCUACAUGGGCAGUAACGUGAUGGAGGACUUGGACCUUAGAGAUAUGGGAAUCACUGACCCUGGACACAGAAAGAAGAUCCUCCACGCAGCACGCAGCUUGCCCAAGGUGAAGGCCCUGGGGUGUGAUGGCAGCACCUCUCUCUCCACCUGGUUGGAUGUGCUAGGUCUGCAGGAGUACCUGCCUAACUUCCUGUCUAGCGGCUACCGUACCUUGGAUUGUGUGAAGAACCUAUGGGAGUUGGAGAUUGUCAACGUGUUGAAAAUCGGCGUUCUGGGCCACAGGAAGAGGAUCAUAGCGUCUCUGGCAGAGCGGCCCUAUGAGGAGGCCCCGACCAAAUCACAGAUCUCUCACCGUCUCUCACAGAUCAGGUUUCAGGACUUGUUGUCCCAGACAGGGACCUCUGCUCUGAGUCAGAUGGACCCGUCCACCAGUCGCUCCAUGGACAUGCUCCUGCCCCUGGGAGAGGCAGGCAGGAGGAGGAGAGCCAUGGACCAGGACUGCAGUGUGUCCCUGCGCUCCUACAGCGAGAGACCACGCUCUCACGACAGACAGAGUGACAGACAUAGGGAACCCCGUUUGACCCUUCGGCCGCCUAGCCAGUCUGCCACAUACGCUACAGUGUCCGCUUGGCAUCACCAGCCUGAGAAACUCAUCUUAGAGUCCUGUGGGUAUGAGGCCAGUUAUUUAGGAUCAAUGAUUAUCAGGGAUCUACGGGGUAUUGAGUCAACUCAAGAAGCUUGUGCCAAAAUUAGGAAGUCGAAGGACCAUUCAAGAAAGGGUCCUGUUGUCAUCCUUUCCAUCACCUAUAAAGGGGUCAAGUUUAUCGACGCAGCCACUAAGAACAUUGUAGCCGAGCAUGAGAUCAGGAACAUCUCCUGUGCGGCCCAGGACCCUGAGGAACUCUGCACCUUCGCCUACAUCACCAAGGACAAUAAAAGUGGCCACCACUUCUGCCAUGUCUUCAGCACUGUGGAAGUGACCCAGACCUAUGAGAUCAUCCUGACGCUGGGUCAGGCCUUUGAGGUGGCCUAUCAGCUGGCUCUCCAGACCAAAGCCAGGCAGUAUGUCCCAGUCCCCCCACCAUCUCUGGGGUCAGAGGUCAUUGAGACCAAAUCCAGCCGGCCCACAUCACAGCAAUGGAGCAGCAUGAGGAGAUCAACUAUUGACCCUCUGGAGAUGGAUGCAGACAUGCAGUCCCUGGGCAGCACCACCUGGCUCUUCAACCAGAGAGACUCCAACAAGCGCCCUGUCAGCACCAAGUACGAGACCACCAUAUUCUGAGACUGGAUCCCCUGCCCCAUCCCCACCUCGCACUAGCACCCAGUUUGACCCCUAACCUCUACCGCCCUCUCUCUCUCUCACGAGCCCUGUGCCUUCUCACUGUGAUGGUAGCAUUCCUCAGGGCUGCCCCCUCUCCUUUGCCCUGCCCUACACAAACCUCACCCUGCUCUGACAUCACACAUCCCUGCAGCUCUCUCCUCUUCCUCACCCCUUGGCAGCCCCUGCUCCUCCUGACACUGCUGCAGCCACUGAUGGAGCCCCUUGACUUGUGGAUGGACCUGAACUGAACCUACAACGGCCCUGCUCUCUCAACCGAUCUGCCUCCUCCUCCUCCCAACUACUUGCAUUUGCAUCCACCCCCUAUUAGGUUUAUCAUCAUUGAAGACAUUGUGGAUUUUUGUUCUCUUCCUGUCAUGCCAUUAUUUUCCAAGUGACUCCCUUCAGUCAAAACAAGCAUGACUUUUUUUUCUGUUGAGCUACCUGUUGCAUUUUUACCUGAUAGUAACAUGAUAAGCAUUGGCUGUACUGCCAAUGUGAACAAGAAAAGAACAAACCUUCAUAAGUACCUAUUUUUAUCUAACGCCAAAGGAGUACUACUCUUGUGAUAUUAUCAACUUACCGUUUUGGUCCCAUAUAGAGUGGAACAAAGAACAUUAUCAUGUCCCAAACAACCUCCUCAGUCAUAAACAAUAGUUUAUCCCCUUCCCAAAAGGAUUAACAAUUUUGUCUUUUUAAUGCCAUGUUUAUUUUUGUAUUUCACUUGUUUUUCGCUAAAGGCAAGUUCAAUAUUUUUCUUUCCCUAUCUGUAGCUUGUCCUGUCUUGCCAGGCAUCUACCACUGUGAGGCGCUGUGAGGAGACACAUCACCUGGGAUGCAUGAAGGACAAAAAAUCUAUAAGAAAAAAAAAAAUUUUUCUACGCAUUUUUUUUAUCAUACAUUGAUGGAUCAUCAAGGAAUUUUCUUUCCAUUUAAAAUGGAUCAAGAACUGAACCUCAAUUUCCUGUGUGCUCUUCUUGUACACAAAUGGGAGGACAACUUCGUCAUCAAUCUGCCAAGAUCAGUAGCCUUAAUUACUUCAAUCUGGCCAUGUAUCAGUUUAUCUAAAUGUAAUCAACUGAGCAUCCCUUGCCACCAUCACACACUCUCCACACCUGCUGACUGCUCCAUGCGUCUUCCAUGGUUAAAAAGACUAACAGCACUUUUGAGUUGACAACACAUGAACACUUUGACUGAGCUGCAAUGAAGUUGUUGUAAUGGUACAGGUUUGUCCAGAUAAUAAUGUCUAUAAUGCUCUGUAGCUUCACAGUGUGCAUGGUGCCUCACCAGUCAUUUUAUUACCAAGAGAGACAAUCAUCAGAGACUGUUUGGCUCAUCAGAGAACACUGUGUUAAAACAUGGCACUAUCCCUUAAAAACAAAUAUUGUUUUAAAAUGGAUAUGGUUGGUUUCUUUAAUAAGAUAUGCUUUUAAAAAGACCAGGGCAUCCUGAAAUAUAUUUAGUGAAAGAAACCAAGGGAAGCAAGACCACAAUCUAUCGGCGUAGUAAAUCAUUUAAGUGCAAAUGUAUGAGAAAUUACCAAAACACCAUGGUCAUGAAGGCCACGUUUUGGGUAUGUCCAAGGAAUUUGCCAAUUCAUGGUGAAGGAUACAAAAUAUUCCCAUUGUUUUAAUUUUAGACAAUUUAUGAGGCAAGGCACAUUGGUGUUGCUGGACUCCUUAUGUUGCAUCAUAUCAAGAUUACGUGGGUUGUAAUCCAUGCCAAGGCACAUAGGUUCAGCAUGAGGUACAGUAUGUUUAAACAAAUUAGUCACAAAAAAGUUAGUGACAGUGCCAAAGAUUCAGGCUUACUCAUGGAACUUUACAUUUGAGGGAUCAAAAUGUAAUUAGAUAUGCUUUCAUUGUGCAAAUAGUUUUUGGUUGAAAAUAUCUGUGAAACUGCAUUCUUGUUUUUCCUUUCACAGGGGUUUAUACCGCAGGUCUAGUUAUCUACACUAUAUAUACAAAAUAUGUGGACACCCCUUAUAAUUAGUGGAUUCAGCUAUUUCAGCCACACCCAUUGCUAACAGGUGUAUAAAAUUUAGCAUACAGCCACACACUCUCCAUAGACAAACAUUGGCAGUAGAAUGGCCUUACUAAAGAGGUCAGUGACUUUCAAUGUGGCACCAUCAACAACAAGUCAGUUCGUCAAAUUUCUGCCCUGCUAGAGCUUCCCCGGUCAACU
Salmo salar (Atlantic salmon) is the source of this 5229-nucleotide messenger RNA. Lineage: Eukaryota; Metazoa; Chordata; Actinopteri; Salmoniformes; Salmonidae. The record is from RefSeq and is a predicted model, not a curated record.